Molecule: messenger RNA, 2743 nt
Organism: Neocloeon triangulifer
Lineage: Eukaryota; Metazoa; Arthropoda; Insecta; Ephemeroptera; Baetidae
Product: glycine receptor subunit alpha-2-like
Exons: 10
Coding region: 385-2520 (711 amino acids)
Biological process (GO): chemical synaptic transmission; regulation of membrane potential; signal transduction
Cellular component (GO): membrane; neuron projection; synapse
Molecular function (GO): transmembrane signaling receptor activity; neurotransmitter receptor activity; extracellular ligand-gated monoatomic ion channel activity
Source: RefSeq, a predicted model, not a curated record
CAUAUUUGAUCAAAAUCGCAGUUAGACACCUAAUAAUGUUCCUUUGUAAGACAGAAAAUUUUUAAUUUCAACUUCAAAAUUUCUGUUAUUUCAAGGGCAGCACUGUCCAGUUGGGCAUUUCGCCCUGUUGUGUGGCAAAAAUGACGGAAGAGGGCACUUUUCACCACACAUUUGCCAACAAGAAAAAGCCGAUUAGGGCGCGCACCGUGCUCGGCCGGCCGGCAGCCGCAGCACCGACUUGAUUCCAUUAGUCGGCGAAUGCUGCUCUUUUAGCCGGUUCGCGGGUUCGCAAGGUGUGCUUCGGAAAAUGCGAGCGAGCAACUGAUCGUCCAAAUUGAUGAGCAUGUGAGGAGAGACGAAAAAGACUUACACUGGCAAUCAGUCAUGCACCAACGCAUUCUGCUGCUUAUCCUCUUGCUGCUCGCCAUGCUCAUUUACACACAAACGCAGGAGUGCGAGCCGGCGGCGUGCGAGGAGGAGGCCGCGGCUGCGGCGGCGACGGCGGCGCCGCACCCGCGGCGCCGAGCCUCUGCGAAACGGGCGCGGCAAAGCAGCACUGCGAGGCGAUACCAGCACCGCGUGGCGGCGUGUCCGGGCGACUGCGGCGGCGCCGCCGACGGCGCCGUCAACGCGACGGAGCGGCGCCUGGCGCUGCUGCUGCUGGGCAACGUGCUGAACACGGCGCAGCGCGACAAGAUGCGCAAGUGCUCGGUGGGGCGGCGCCUCGAAGGUGCCGAAGCCGUCGAACGACUCGGCGCCGCCCUCGAGACGGAGACGCUGGCGGCGCCGACGCUGUACGUGGUGCACGUGAACGCGCACCAGUGGCUGCAGGCCGACCCUGACCGCGUCGCCGAGGCCGUCAUCAGCGUCGUCGAUAAGAUGGCCGAUCUGCUCGGCACCGUCAGCAUCUACGGCAGCGACAAGGGCGAGACGCCGAGGACCGGCGCCACCGCCCAGGCCAUCCGCACCAACGUCAUGGAGUACUGCAGGGUCAAGCACCGCCGCUGCACUCCUCUCGAAGACCUCCAGUGGCCGCUGAGUUUGCUGCACAGCCUGCAGCUGAACCCGAGCCUGCUGGACGAGUACAACACGCGGUUCGUGGACCUGAAGGCGAUGGAGACGGUGAGCACGGCGGUGUUCGCGCCGCCGACGCCGCCGCCGCCGCGGCCGCUCCCUCUGCACAAGCAACUCGACAAGAUGAUUCACCUGCUGUGCGAACGCGAGCGCGGCCGCAACAGGUUCAUCGAAAUGCAGGACCUGCAGGUCAAGCGGCCGCAGGAGCCCGUUGCCAGUCAUGGCGUGCCUGGCAUGGCGCCCGAGACGAGUCUGUCGCUCGGCGACAUUCUGCCUGUCAACCCCAAGCACUACGACAAAAAUCGCGCACCAAAAGUGGCCGGCCAGCCGACCAUCGUCUACUUCCACGUCACGGUUCUGUCACUCGACUCAAUUAACGAAGAAUCCAUGACGUACGUGGCGGACAUUUUCCUGGCACAAAGUUGGCGCGACCCGCGUUUGCGGCUGCCAGAGAACAUGAAGGAGGAGUACCGGAUCCUGGACGUCGAGUGGCUGCACGACAUCUGGAGGCCCGACUGCUUCUUCAAGAACGCCAAGAAGGUCACCUUCCACGAGAUGAGCAUCCCCAACCACUAUCUCUGGCUCUACCACGACAAGACCCUGCUCUACAUGUCAAAAUUAACGCUGGUGUUGUCUUGCGCCAUGAAGUUCGAGUCGUACCCGCACGACACUCAACUCUGCUCGAUGAUGAUCGAAAGUCUGUCACACACGACGCACGAUCUGAUGUUCAUCUGGAACAUGACGGACCCGUUGGUGGUGAGCGACCAGAUCGAACUGCCGCAGCUGGACAUCGACAAGAACUACACGGCCGACUGCACCAUCGAGUACUCGACGGGCAACUUCACCUGUCUCGCCGUCAUGUUCAACCUGAAGCGCCGCCUCGGCUACCACCUCUUCCACACCUACAUCCCCUCGGCGCUCAUCGUCGUCAUGUCCUGGAUUUCCUUCUGGAUCAAGCCGGAGGCCAUUCCUGCCAGGGUCACCCUCGGCGUCACCUCGCUUCUUACUUUAGCGACGCAGAACACGCAGUCACAACAAUCGCUGCCUCCGGUUUCCUACGUCAAAGCCAUAGACAUAUGGAUGUCCUCCUGUUCCGUCUUCGUUUUCCUUUCGCUCAUGGAGUUUGCCGUGGUCAACAACUACAUGGGUCCAGUUGCCACAAAAGCCAUGAAGGGGUACUCGGACGACGACAUCAGGUCGGCGGUUGAUGAAUUCAAGGAGUUGGAGCCGCGGUGGAACUCGGCUUCAGUGCGAAAUCGAGCGGGCAGUCCUGUGGCUUCGUCGAGGGUGACGGCGACGGUGCCGCAGUACGACACCUUCUGCCAAGGCAAGGAAACGGCCGUGUACAUCGACAAGUUCUCGCGCUUCUUCUUCCCCUUCUCCUUCUUCGUCCUCAACAUCAUCUACUGGACCACUUUUCUAUCAUUCCAACAAAACACUACAUGAGAAGAGUUUGUUCAAGUUUCCUAACUCAGGAAUGAAGCUGUGAAAUAGCCUUGGGGAAUGUUUUGUAUAAAAAAGAGCUGAAAUUCUCUCAACAUUGUGGCAUUUUUUCUGCCCGCGAUUUUGUGUGUAAAUAUUUAAAAAUUUAUAUUGAAUGAGGUGUCUGAAUUCGUAGUGCCUGGAAAUUAUUAGAUUCACGUUGUUAAAAUAAUCCGUAAGUCUAUGU